This is a messenger RNA of Sclerotinia borealis F-4128, 2154 nucleotides long. The record is from the annotation of a GenBank genome assembly. NCBI's taxonomy places the organism in Eukaryota, Fungi, Ascomycota, Leotiomycetes, Helotiales, Sclerotiniaceae.
AUGAAGCGAUCCUCGCCGACCAACCACUCUCAGGACGAACAUAAGGAAAAGGCACCUCGUCGACAAGAACCUGUCUCAUGCCAAUUCUGUCGGACCAAAAAGCUCAAGUGUGAUCGCAUGUUUCCAUGCUCGAAUUGUCGAGCUCGUAAAGUGUCCUGUAUAUCGACCGGAGGCCACGCAGAUCCUUUACGCACUCAAUUAGUCUCUCCUACCUCGGUGGAAUCAUCAGGUCAAGAGAUUGAGGAGCUGAAUGUACGCCUAAGAAGGUUGGAGGAACUUCUUACAAAGAUUGCGAAUCCGCUGAGCAGUUCAAUAGAUAUCUCAUCUGGCAUUUCAAGGCAAGAAACGCCCGCUGAAGAUGUUCAAAUUACAAACACAGUCUCAUGGCUAGAGUCUGAUGCAUUCGAGCACCGAAACCCUCACGCUUCGACAAACUAUGAUCUUCUCUCGUACGAUGAUGAAAUCACUCAAAAUUUUGCUGCUUCGUUUUUGUCUUCCUCGGGUGCUUCCGUACGAAUUGGUCUCGACACUCAAGCUUUAGCUUUACUUCCGUCUAGAAAACAUGCAAAAGUUCUCGUUGAAUAUUUCAUUGAUACUGUCCUUCGGAUUUAUCACAUCAUUCAUGUACCCACUCUCGAAUCUCAUCUGAACAACUUAUACGACGACCUCGAACAAAACCAACAGCCUCAAUACGAUCAACUCGGUCUUCUUUCUACAGUAUUCGCAUUGAGUGUCUAUUUUCAAGGAGUCGAACCACUGUCGUUGACUCGACGUUGGACACUAUUGGCUCAAAAGGCCAUGUGUGCUGCCAAUUUCAUCGGAAUGCCAACAAUAGCGUCUAUACAGACAGCACUAUUGAUAGCACAGCAUCUUUUACCUAAUAUCGGAGGCAUUGCAACAUUCCGAGUUUUAUUUACCACAGCAAUGCAUUCGGCACGUUCUUUAGGAUUUGAUCAACUUGAUUCUGUUCAGAGCAAGAAGCGAAGAGAUGGGAAACAAUUAAACUACAUUGAACUCGAAAUCAAACGUAGAAUUUGGUGGCACAUUACAUCUACUGAUUGGCAGGUUAACCCAGAUCCCUUCUUCAUGCCGUAUCUGACAAAAUUUAGGAUUAUGUCUUUCAUGAGCGGUCCGCAAAGUGGCACAUAUAUGAUCCACCCACUACAAAUGAGAUGUGAUUACCCAAGUCAUGUUAAUGAUGCCGACAUUGGCCCCCCAGGAAACUAUAGCCAACCCCUAUCUGUGGAAACUGAUAUGACAUAUUCUAUGUUUCGAUUUCAACUCUCGGUGAUCUGUCGGGAAAUUGUCGACGCCAUGCAAAAUCUUGACUGUGAGAUGCAUGAGCUGCCCUACGAAACGGUAUUGAGUUUUGACAAAAAACUAAGCACCAUGAUGACUGAAAUUCCUCCUGCAUUUCGUAUGGAUUCCAAAAGUCGGGCCCAGCACAAGGAUUUAGACGCGAAAUACCCUUUCUUUGCAGUACAAAGAAGCGCGGGGCAUUUUGGUGUUCAGACUAGAUUCACCCGGCUUCAUCGGCCUUAUCUCGCUCGAGGUGCUCGUGAUCCACGAUUCUCUUACAGUCGAAUGAUCUGUCUACGAUCUGCUCGCUCAGUCCUUGAACUGGGAACAGAACUUAUAGACUGGGGCAAAAAGCAGAACUUUCAAUCAGUCAGAUUGUGGACAGUAACACAUCAUAUAUUUGUAGCUACUGUCAUACUGGUAAUGGACUUUUGUUUAAACAAGGACGAUCCACGAUCGGAAGAGAGAAAAGCAGAAAUUAAGGAUGCAUUCAAAAUGCUUGAAACUUGUCAAGAAACUAGUACCAUGGCAAAAAGAGGUCUCCAACAACUGCGAGAUAUUCUACGAAGAGGAACAUCGUCUCCUAAAGAAGCUCUAUCUCAAAUUCAACUCAAUGAUAAUCAAGCCCGCGACCCUUCAAACUCCAUCAGUUCGUCAAUGCAACAAGAUUCAGAUCUCAGAAUGCCAAAAGCGAUGGCCACGUUUCCCGGCCUUGAUGUCAAUGAUCCGUCUUCAAGAGUGGAUUGGGAAAAUGUUGAUUUCGAUACUAUCGAUGAUAUCAAUUUUGAUGUUGAUUUGUCGGCUAGUGACUUUGAGGCACUUUUCCUUCAGGGAAUGACUCCUCAGUGCGGUUAA